Heterobilharzia americana is the source of this 288-nucleotide messenger RNA. Lineage: Eukaryota; Metazoa; Platyhelminthes; Trematoda; Strigeidida; Schistosomatidae. The record is from the annotation of a GenBank genome assembly.
AUGAGCAGAAAUAUAUACUAUUCGGAAAAGUAUUUUGAUGACACUUACGAAUACAGGCACGUCCAUCUACCAAAGGAGUUGGCUAAGCAGGUGCCUAAAAACCAUCUAAUGUCUGAAGCUGAGUGGCGAAAGUUGGGAAUUCAGCAGUCAGCUGGUUGGAUACAUUAUAUGGUUCAUGAACCCGAACCACAUAUAAUUCUCUUCCGACGUCCACGUACUGAUAUACAAACCACAGCCUCUAGUGGUAUUAACAAAAAUGAGGCCGGUCAGGUCCCUAUGCAAGCAUAG